Molecule: messenger RNA, 5545 nt
Organism: Apis cerana (Asiatic honeybee)
Lineage: Eukaryota; Metazoa; Arthropoda; Insecta; Hymenoptera; Apidae
Biological process (GO): regulation of metabolic process; adenylate cyclase-activating G protein-coupled receptor signaling pathway
Cellular component (GO): plasma membrane
Molecular function (GO): phosphatidylcholine binding; G protein-coupled receptor activity
Source: RefSeq, a predicted model, not a curated record
GGCACGCGGCGUCGCGACGCACCUCAUCGUACGCGUUUCGCGUUUCUCGAAACCGGAAAUAAGCUGGCUCGGCCCUGUGCGCGUGUGUGAAUACUUUUUCGGGAGGUAAGCAGGAUCGGUUGCGAAAGGGUGAAAGGGUAAGAGAAAGGGUUGUGAAGUGAAGACGGGGAAGAGGAGGUUUCACUUCCCGGUGGCGUCGACAAAGGGAAGCGUGCACGUUUCUUGAACUUUGGAACGAACCGUGAACGUCCUUCUUGCGUCCCUCGGGCGAGAGACGGAAGUUCGAAGGGAAGGUGGAUUGUAAAUCGAAAAAAUCGGAACCAAAUGGUGAGAGAGGGAAACGGGCCAAGGCUGUAUAUUACCGAAAUCGAGUAAUUUCCGGCCUCCAUUCCCGCUCAAGAACAUUGUCCCAAUGCUGAUUUCACGACGAAUUUAUCUCCAGUGGUUUAAAUCACGCGAUUUGAAGUAACGACGAUUCUACUUCGACAGCGGAUGUCGAACUUUUACCAUGGCUUCGGACGAUUCUUGUAGAAACACGAAAGAACGCCUCCGCACGAUGAGACGCGGCGGAAAUACGAGGUUACCAUCGAUCAAGUGAAGAUUUUCACGAAAAAUUUCCAUCGGCGUGCCCUGGCGGAUGCGUCAUGUCGUCCUACGAGGGUCACGUUUACGAGCGGAAUCUUACUUGAAGACGCAGAGAGACGAAGAGGGGAACAGGUUGGAACAGCUUUUAAAUUACAAUGUCAACGCCCGCAACGGACCCGCUUCCGUCCACCGUUUCCGGGGAAUUGACGACCGCUCUUAUACCGACGGUUACCAAGAUCGAUACGCGGCUGGACGUCAGUCCCAUCUCGGUGGUUUUGGCAGUGUCGAUAGUCUGCAUUUUAUCGCCGAUCACCGUCACCGGAAACUCCAUUAUCCUGGCCGCCUUCUAUAGGUACAAGAGACUGAGGACUGCGUCCAAUUACCUGCUAGUCUCUUUGGCCGUCAGCGACUUCGGGGUCGGUGUAUUCAUGCCUUUUGGGAUGCAGCUCGAGUUGUCCGGUUUACCGGAAAAUGGCGUUUCCACGUUGUGCAUCGUGCCAUACUGCAUCGUGAUUGCGCUAUGCAGCGUAAGCGUGCUGGUGACCGUGGCGAUUGCCGUGGACCGAUUAACGUCGCUUGCACAACCUCUCAGGUACAAGAACAUCAUCACUCACAGCAGCAUCGAGAAGUACAUCGCCGUGUUUUGGAUCUACGCGAUCGCUGUCGGUCUCUCGCCUUUGAUCUACGUGAAAAUAGUGGGCGUUCAAUCGCACAGUGGCAACUGCAGAUUCGGCGCAGCGGUUCUCCCACCAGUAAGGGUGUUCCUGGUGGUGGCAGUGUGGGCACCCAGUGCUCUCGUUCUUCUCGGUUGCUACAUGUACGUGUAUCUGGUGGCACGUGCACACGCACGUGCGAUUUAUACGGUAGAAUUGUCAUUCAGGCAUCAAACGCAGACCUUGGCAUUGCCGCGUUACGGCCAAACAUUGGCAGUCACGGUCGGCGCGUUUCUCAUUCUCUGGCUUCCCUUUCAAACUUGCAUGCUGCUAGAUAUUUUCUGCGGUACCAAAAUCCUCACCGAAUGGGCGGUCGUAUGGCUUGGAUUGCCUAUAAUGGCGCAUAGUGGCGUGAACCCAUGGAUUUAUGCUUUCCAUCAUGGUGAGAUGAGAGUUGCUGCAGGUAAAAUUACCGAAGAAUUGGUUGCUCUGUUCGGAGUGACGCCCAGCCGUUACGGUUGUUCCCCAAUGAGACGUGGUUCCAAUACGAAUAUGGAAUUAGCAGAGGUGAACAAUAGUAACGAAGGCAGAAGACAUCCUGUCGAAGAUUGUUUUGCAGUGAAGCAAAAUAGCACUCUAUAUACCAGCAGACGAUGUCUAGACGUGUCUGGGAAGCACACGGAUAUCUCGCCGGAAAGAAAUAUUGAUCACACUUCUUCCGAGAAUAGACAAGAAGAUAUUAUCGAGGAAAAUAUCCAUGAUCUCACGAUGAUGCUCGAUCUAAAGUAUAUCAUCGAUCGUAAUCACAUGAUCGACUCGAAUCAUAACAUCGACAAGAUUAAAAACCUCAAGUAUUUAUUAGAUCCAACGUUUAACAAGAUCAGACAUCUGAGAAGAUUGAAUCACAAGAAGCUCGCUAGCAAGAACUUCUCGAAAGUAUCGGAACCAAAAUUCAUCUCGUAUCAGAAUUUAAAGAGCGAUGGCACGUUAAAUCCUAAAGCAUUGCAAAUGAAUACCAUGUCGGAUCCUAUGCUCAGUGCUGAUAGCCCGACCAUACACGCAAAAGAUUUCAAUGUCGGUCUCAGUCCUAUUAACAUCAAAAGAAGAAACUCGAAUCUCUGUUCUGUAUCGGAUCCAAAUAUUAAGGCAGCAAUAGGACUCUCUUCCGAGGUAAAUCUUCGACUUCCAACUGAUGAAAAUGUGAAUGAAACUCAUAGAUAUUCUGUACAAAAUUUAGAUCAUAAUAGAUACGAUGGAGGAUUAGCUAAACAUAUUAUGUUGUCUCGCCAAUUGGAGAAUCAAAAACGGUUCCAAAUCUAUCCGCGUCCACGGAUGAAGAUCAAUAAUUACGAUCGAAACAGUCCAAAUUUAAAUUUAAGGCUGCAAAACAGUUAUACAUCGCUAUCCAUACCGGAUAACACCAGAUCGAGUUUGUUGGACAGUCCGAGACAAAGAAUGUCGCCAAAACAUAUGACAAUUACUUCCAAUAAACUAGCCAAUCUUGUUCAUCAAGAUCAUUUGACUUCGAGAAACUUGGAAUCCAAAACAGAUUCAGCUUCCAGAGUAUUACAAAUCCGAAGAAAUAUGGAAAUAUUGAAACAUUCCGAAUCGAUCAAUACUAUAGAACCAAUGACACAUGUCCGAUUAUUAGAGCCUUAUAAAAUCAUGGAAACUCUUGCAGUACCUACGGUACAUUCGGAACCACCGAGUCCCAUAGAUCCACUUCCUCUUGCCUCUUUGCAAGAAGAGGACGUGAAAAAUUCCGAAUCGAAGCCUUCCAUUAAUAUCGAUUACUUGAAAUCUCCAAUGGGUAAUAGAAGAAGUCCAGUUAGACAUUCAGAUCCUGUGAUACCAUCCGUCUUGUUGAAUAUCGAAGAUUAUAGUGAAAAUCACAAAUCGAACAAAUCUAGUCACGAUAGUUCCUUCAAUAAUUUGGCAUCGUUGGAUCAAAUGGCAUCGAUAGAACCUAUAGAUCUGUUCGAGGCUUUGUUGAAAAAUUCGGAAAAGUGUCGAGAAGGAAGAUUACCAGAGCCAAUCUUCGCUGAACACGAUUCCACGAGAUUUAGUUCAAGAAGACCUUCGGAUUCGAAAUGGUCAGAAUCGUCGAGAAGUCAAGAAAUUCUAUCCAAUGUAGUUACCGAACAUCAAACAUUUCCUUCGUCCUAUUCAGUGAACAAUUUUCAGGUUUGCAAUAGCGGCAGCGACCUAAACGAUCUGACAUCCCUGGAUCCAUUCAUGUGUCCGGACGCAUUAACAUCAUCGUUACGCGAAUCCUUCUUCAGCGCCCCAUCUGUACCUGAUUCAGAGAUUUUCACAUCGUUCGAAGAUGAAUCUAAUUUCACAUCAGAUUCUGAACAUAAUUUAUCCCCAUAUGAUUCCAAAUCAACGAUCAAUUUGAAAAAAUCAGCGAUCGAGGCCGAUUUACAAAGCAAGUCUACGGAGUCUAUGUUUCGAAAUAGAUGCCUGUCGAUGAAAUCGUGCACGAUUUUGCGAUUAGAACCCUCGUUACAUCGAAAUAGGUUACGUAUCAAACCUGGAGCGGAUUAUAUUCUGAAAGAUAUGUCUAUUAAGAAUUCGCAUUUAGCUCCGCUCGCCACACCAACACCCACUGAAAUUUGUACUCCUACAUUCGAACUUGUUUCAGAAAUAAAGAGUGACAAUGGUGUCGGCGUAAGAGUAUAGAUUUAUCAGUUGAUGAACAAAAUGAUCGUUCGUUUAUUUAGACUUUAGAUGGACAUUGAUGAAAUAAAAUUAAACAUCGUUAGUUAGCAUUGUCUUUCGAUUGCAAUGUUAUCUGUUCAUCGAACAAGAAUUUUUAUGAUGUAUCACGUUGUAUAAUGAUGCGAUUACAUGUCUGUAUUUUUAUAAUAGCUCGAUGCUGAUAAAAUUAUUCUGUCUAUCUUUUAAAAAAGGCGUACUGAAAUGUAGAUUAUUGUGAAACAAAGGAACUUUCAAGUUGGACUGUGAUAGUACGACGUGUCUUUAAGAGGAUCAUAGAACGAUCACGUGAGAGAGGAAAUUCUAUAAUUAUUUGACGAUAAUUAAUCCUUUGACUCCUAAAGAUCGUUUGAUCAAAAUAUUUCUUUAAAGAACGAAGAAUUUAUCACUUUUUAUUGAAGAAUUUAUGGAAAGAACUAUUUUAUUCUAUAACAAUAAUACAAUAAUUUAUUUUAAUAUUAAUCUAGAAGGAGUCUUAGAAUUAAAGUCGUUAUAAAUUUGUAAUAUAUUACACGAUUCACAUUGAAAUAUUUAUGUUAGUAUAAAUUAAGAUAUUCAAAGCGUAAAAUAUUAAAAGAAGAAUGACUACGAAAAAUAUAUAGAUAAUGAAUCAAUCUAUUGAUGAAAAUCGCUAUUAAGAAAGCAACGAUAGCUGGAUUUGUAUCUAUAGAUAUUAUUUAAAUCUUAUAUCAAUUAUAUUUAUCAAAUUUUGUCUCGCUGAUUACGGUUAACUUGGCCGAUAUUUAAAUAUAUUUCAAUAUUAUUUUAAACGUUAUCAGAACAUUGUGCCAAGCGAAUUACGCAAGAUUUUCAAACAAUUUUCGUUUUCCUCUGAAGAAUUAAAGUAAGACAUUAAACUGUGAACUACAUAUAUUGCCGUUUGUGUACCUGAUUAUAGUUGAUAAUUUGUUGAUGAACAAAGUUUUUCAUAAAAUAUAUGAUAAAAUAUUGAUGGAUAGUUUUUGUCCUUACAGUCAACGAAAUCUGCCCGGCUCAUAUCAUUUAAGUUACACUUCAUAAUUUUACAUUUCUCUUUCGAUCGAUUAAUAAUAACCGAUUACUUAAUCAUAUCCAAUUUUAAUUAAUUUAAUACAUACAACUUAAUAGUUCGUGAGAUGAUAAAUAAUUAUUUACUAUUAACUAUUAGGAAAUCUAAUCAAUCUCGUUCUAUUUCUCUAAAAUAAAAAUUCUGAACAAUGAUCGGCAUUUUAAAAACAAAUAUAAAUAUUGUUAGUAUUAUGAAUGAAUGUUACUUUGUAACAAUAUUCAAAGAAUAUGAAUAUUUUAACAAAAACACAAUCACAUAACACAAGAGGCAACAAGCAAGAAUCAUUUUAGAUCGAAUGCAAGAUGUAAUUUAUUUAAGAAAAUUGUACAGUAGAAGGAACGUAAGGACCAAACAUUUUCGAUAUAUGAAUUCUAACGUGAAUGUCAGUCCUUGACUUACAAUUAGUUAGAUAACUUAUAAUUAGCUUAUAAUUAUAUGAUAAAAAAUUUUUAACUUAACUUGAUUGUAUUCUUUUACAAUGUCUCGUAGUAAUCAUAGUCAAAUUGAUAUUUGAAUUGAUUUAUAAAUAUCUCUAUCGAAA